Messenger RNA from Coniophora puteana RWD-64-598 SS2, 970 nucleotides. Its product is annotated as dienelactone hydrolase endo-1,3,1,4-beta-D-glucanase. Gene Ontology annotation, molecular function: hydrolase activity. The record is from RefSeq and is a predicted model, not a curated record. Lineage: Eukaryota; Fungi; Basidiomycota; Agaricomycetes; Boletales; Coniophoraceae. Bases 13 to 825 code for a protein of 270 amino acids. The transcript is spliced from 7 exons.
AUUAUCGCGACCAUGAGCUGCCCAAAUUGCAUACAGGGAAGCACAAUCCCCGGCACUCCGACCGGCUCGAUCCAACAGCAGUAUGAUGGCGCCUACUUCGCAGCAGCUCCUGAGGGCAGCACAUCCAAGAGCGCCGUGUUCUACCUCACCGACGCGUUCGGCUUGCCUCUCGUCAACUCCAAGAUCAUGGCCGACCAGAUUGCCCAGAAGGUCGGUUGCGACGUGUGGGUCCCCGACUUCUUCCAAGGGAAGCCCCUGUUGGACGUGAACGGUAUGGAGGCCCGCACCUUGUCGGUCAAGAAGGGCGGAACCUCCACUUUCGACUUCAUGAAAUUCAUGUUCGCCCGUAUGCCCACUUUGAUUCUCCCCUUCUACCGCAACCGGCCCGCCGUUGUGGAUCCCCGUGUCUCCUCUCUGGCAGAGAGGCUGAGGAAGGAGAAAGGGUAUGAGAAGAUUGGCGCCGUUGGAUACUGCUUUGGUGGUUCAAUGGCGGCUCGCUUAGGCGCUACAGAUGCGUUCAAUAGCGUGGUGAUAGUCCAUCCCGGUGGACUCAGCGAUGAGCAGCUGAAAGCCAUCAAAGUCCCCACAUCAUGGGCGUGCGCCGAGGAGGACCCCGGCUUCAAGCCUCAAAUGAGAGCUAACGCGGAGUCGAUAUUCAAGGCACGUGCAGGGAAGCCUGAUUUUAUCGAGUACGAGUUCAAGGACUAUCCAGGAACCGCGCAUGGUUUUGCAGCCCGCCCUGACUUGAAUGAUCCCGAUGUGAAGGCCGGAUACGAAGGCGCGCUGGAACAAGCUUGCAAUUGGUUUAGGAAUACUCUUCUCUGACCUACUUCACGUUUUCGUGGCACUUUUUGUUAUGCUUUUUUACUCAAGUCACGACAUUGACAUGACAUGCUCUUUAAUACGCUCAGUACUUUACAGACAGUUCAGCCGGGAUAUUUCACAAAUACAGGACCAUCAAGUCUGUUGC